UCUUUAAUUGGUUGCCGCUUCGGCAACUUCCAAGUUGUGUAUAAGAGCCUAAUCAUUUUACAAUCGCUUCAGUCUUGACGCCGAUCCUCGAUCUCGUUUCUUGCAGCGGUCUAUCCUGCUUUCCCGCACCGUGUAUCCUGUCUUGCAUUGAGAAUCGACCACCGAUAUUCGGUCUCACGAUACAAAAAUGUCUCUCUCCAACCUCUCCCACGUGAUCUCCCACCUAAACAAUGUCACCAAGGCCCGCCUCGGUCUCACCUCGAUCCCCAACACCAAGCUACACCUGAAGCUCUGCCUUGCGCUGCAAAAUGACGGAUUCAUCUCUACCGUUGUUCGUGGCGGCCCGACUCCCCCCGCUCCGCAUGAGCUCCUUGGCCACCCCAGCUCACAGGACAUCGAACCUGUGACCCAAGCCAACGUCGCCACCAGACGCCUCUGGCUCGGAUUGAAGUACUGGCGCAGCGAGCCGGUUCUGGGCAAGAUGAAGAUGAUCAGCACGCCUAAACGGAGAGUGACCGCCAAGCUCCCGGAUCUCCGGCGCGUGGUCCAAGGCCACAACACUCCCUACCUCGAGGGCCUGCGGUCGCCGGGUGAGAGCUUAUACAUCUCGACGGAUAAGGGCAUCAUGGAGGCGAGAGAGUGCGUUGAAAAGAAGAGUGGCGGUCUGGUCCUGUGCCGGAUCAAGUAAGCUGGGAGGGUGAAGGAGAGCUUCCAUGUCUGAGAGUCGCUUGGGCUUUGCAUUUUUAAUCGGAGUUUGGCCAGUCGCAAUGUCUCCUCGCAUGCCGUGUAUGUUCAUAUUUUCUCAUUAUUUGCGACUGCUGGUUGGAUACCUUGUAUAGUAACAUAACUCAUUUCCUUUGAUGCAUUAUCUAUAUUGCUCGGUCGAGCUUCUCUUUAUGGGUCGCAUCGUGACCACUGCAGGCGAUCGAAGUCUGGACUGAGGUGCCUGCUGGUCAGCAGGCACUGUAAG
Messenger RNA from Aspergillus brunneoviolaceus CBS 621.78, 970 nucleotides. RefSeq names its product mitochondrial 37S ribosomal protein uS8m. Gene Ontology annotation, biological process: translation. Gene Ontology annotation, molecular function: structural constituent of ribosome. The transcript has 3 exons. The record is from RefSeq and is a predicted model, not a curated record. NCBI's taxonomy places the organism in Eukaryota, Fungi, Ascomycota, Eurotiomycetes, Eurotiales, Aspergillaceae. Gene Ontology annotation, cellular component: ribosome; mitochondrion. Bases 188 to 688 code for a protein of 166 amino acids.